Cicer arietinum (chickpea) is the source of this 2952-nucleotide messenger RNA. RefSeq names its product pentatricopeptide repeat-containing protein At4g30825, chloroplastic. Gene Ontology annotation, molecular function: protein binding. The record is from RefSeq and is a predicted model, not a curated record. NCBI's taxonomy places the organism in Eukaryota, Viridiplantae, Streptophyta, Magnoliopsida, Fabales, Fabaceae.
UGGUAUCAUAUUUCUUCUUAUUCUGAAAUCAUACGGACCCUAGACUUUGUAGCAAAAGCAGUGAUCCCAGAAACAAACGUUAAACGUUAUAGCAGAAGCCACACCACAUAACAGAGGUCAGGAUUGAAUUGAUUUAUAGGAUUAAUUACAUGAUGAGAAUGAGAUGAAGUUAAUAUGAAGUACUAUCCUAUCACCACAAACAACCACUACCAACAAGACUCUCUUCAUCUCCUUCCCCACUCUUCAAUUCAUGGCCUCACUAAGACUCUCCAUUUCUCUUGACGCUUUCGAUUUAAACCCUUCAAAUGCAAUCCCAACCCGCGCUUCCAACUCUCACCUUCGCGCUUCCAAUAAAACACUACACAGCCCAAACAAGCCACAAAUCAAAACCGACUUAAAAUUCACCCACGCCUCAAUUCGUUCACUAACCAAAAAACAUGACUGGGAAGCCGCUGAGAAACUGGUUCGGGAAAUGAUCCUAGGUUCGGAACCUCUAACUUAUCACGUUUUCAACACAGUCAUCUACACUUGUUCCAAACGCGGAUUAGUCAAAUUAAGUUCCAAAUGGUUCCACAUGAUGUUAGAUCACGGCGUUAAACCCAAUACGGCGACGUUUGGGAUGUUAAUGCGGCUUUACCAAAAGGGUUUAAACAUGGAAGAAGCGGAAUUUACUAUGUCACAAAUGAAAUUAUUUGGGAUAGUUUGCGAAUCCGCUUAUUCUUCUAUGAUAACGAUUUAUAACCGUUUAGGGUUAUUCGAAAAAGCUGAAGGUGUAAUUGAGUUGAUGAAGAAGGAAGCUAUGGUUUUGAAUCUUGAAAAUUGGUUGGUGAUUUUGAAUACUUAUUGUCAACAAGGGAAAAUGGCAGAUGCGGAACGAGUUUUAGUAACAAUGGAAGAGGAAGCUAGGUUUUGUUGUGAUAAUAUUGUUGUUUAUAAUACUAUGAUAACUGGUUAUGGUAAGGCGUCGAAUAUGGAUUGCGCCGAGAGUUUGUUUUUGAGUUUGAGAAUUGAGCCUGAUGAAACUAGUUACCGAUCAAUGAUUGAGGGUUGGGGUAGAGCUGAUAAUUAUGAAAAGGCUAGGUGGUAUUAUGAGGAGUUGAAGAGGUUAGGGUAUAAGCCGAGUUCGUCUAAUUUGUAUACAAUGAUUAAGUUGCAAGCGAACGAGGGAGAUUUGGAAGGUGUGGUUGGAACACUUGAUGAUAUGGUGAGAUGUGGAUGCCAUUAUUCUUCUAUAAUUGGUACUCUUGUGAGUGUUUUUGAGAGGGUUGGGAAGGUUCAUGAGUUGCCGAGUUUGAUCAAAGGUUCGUUUUAUCAGCACAUUCUGGUUAAUCAGAGCUGUUGCUCGACUGUGGUUAUGGCGUAUGUGAAGCAUAAAUUGGUGGAUGAUGCAAUUAGAGUGUUAAGUGAUAAGAAGUGGAAGGAUUCGAGGUACGAGGAUAAUUUGUAUCAUCUAUUAAUAUGUUCUUGUAGAGAGGCGGGUUUGCUUGAGGAUGCUGUUGGAAUAUAUAAGAAGAUGCCGAAAAGUAAUGAUGAGAAGAAGCUCAACAAGCACAUUGUUUGCACAAUGAUUGAUAUUUAUAGUGUAAUGGGGCUCUUCAAAGAUGCAGAGAUUUUGUAUUUUAAGCUGAAGAAUUCUUCUUCACCACAUCAUUCCUUGGAUAUGAUUGCAUUUAGCGUUGUUGUGAGGAUGUACGUUCGAGCUGGAUCUUUGAAAGAUGCUUGUUCUGUUUUGGAUGAUAUUGAGAAGCGGCCUGAUAUUGAUCCGGACGUGUUUUUGUUGCGUGAUAUGUUAAGGAUUUAUCAGAGAUGUAACAUGUUGGAUAAGUUAGCACAAGUGUAUUACAAGAUCUCAAAAGAUCGGGUGAAUUGGGACCAGGAACUUUAUAAUUGUGUCAUAAACUGUUGUGCUCCGGCUCUGCCUGUAGACGAGCUUUCAAGGCUUUUUGAUGAGAUGCUGAAGCGAGGAUUUGUUCCCAACACGAUUACCUAUAAUGUCGUGCUAAACGUUUUCGGGAAAGCGAAGCUUUUCAAGAAGGUUAAGAGGUUGUACUAUAUGGCUAAGAAACAAGGCCUUGUUGAUGUCAUCACUUACAAUACUAUAAUAGCUGCUUAUGGUAAAAAUAAGGACUUCAACAACAUGUCAUCAACUGUUCACAAGAUGCAAUUUGAUGGAUUCUCGGUUUCGCUUGAAUCGUACAAUUCAAUGCUGGAUGCUUACGGAAAAGACGGCCAAAUGGACACAUUUAGAUCUGUGCUACAAAUGAUGAAGGAAUCAAAUUGUGCCUCUGACCACUACACAUACAACACCGUGAUCAAUAUCUAUGGGGAACAAGGAUGGAUUGAUGAAGUCGCCGAUGUGCUUGCGAAAUUGAAUGAAUGUGGACUCCGACCUGAUUUGUGCAGCUAUAACACAUUGAUCAAGGCAUAUGGAAUAGCAGGAAUGGUUGAAGCAGCUGUAGACUUGAUCAAGGAAAUGAGAAAAAAUGGAAUAGAACCUGACCGGAAAACCUAUUCCAAUCUUGUCACUGCAUUGAAGCGAAAUGAUAAGUAUUUAGAAGCUGUUAAAUGGUCAUUAUGGAUGAAGCAGUUGGAAUUAUGAAUUUCAUAAACCUAUGACAAUUUGUAAAUGGUCUUGGAUUUUCCAAACCCUGUUACUUUGAAGAAUAGCUUUUCCUUAGAGUCCUACAUAAGUAUAGUCACUGACAUUUAACUUUGUAAAAUUUUUCUGUAUAUUCUGAGAAAUAAGAGAAUUAAAAUUCUGUAUACUAUAUGUGUUGUUGCACAGGAAGUUCAUUUCUUUAUUUGCUGUCUAGUCAGUACUUUGUCAUGGCAGAAAUUAUGAUUUGGCGAUUGUAAAUUCUGAAUCCGAGUUGAAGUCCAGGUUUUUCGAAGGAACAACUGUAUAGGAUAUUGAUUUUAAAUAAGCAAUGAAAAUAUGAUGGAGUUUUCUCA